This is a messenger RNA of Myotis myotis, 1025 nucleotides long. It is a transcript of the gene MOG, whose product is annotated as myelin oligodendrocyte glycoprotein. The transcript is spliced from 8 exons. Gene Ontology annotation, molecular function: signaling receptor binding. Gene Ontology annotation, cellular component: external side of plasma membrane. The record is from RefSeq and is a predicted model, not a curated record. Gene Ontology annotation, biological process: T cell receptor signaling pathway; regulation of cytokine production. The coding region runs from base 134 to 871 and encodes 245 amino acids. Lineage: Eukaryota; Metazoa; Chordata; Mammalia; Chiroptera; Vespertilionidae.
GUGGGGCACAGCUGCAGGAGGAGGGGAGGCGGAGUGCUGCCCUCCUUCUGUCCCAGGCGUCUUCAGUGGUGGGACAGGCCAGGGCCUCUGCUGGGCCGUCCCUGCUGGGGCUCUGUGUCCCCGGAGAGUGAAGAUGGCAAGUUUCUGGAGCUCCUCUCUGUCCAGCCGCCUCCCCUUCUUCCUGCUGCUCCUCCAGUCACCUUCUAGCCACGCAGGACCGUUCCGAGUGGAGGGCCCGGGGCGCCCCGUGCGCGCCCUGGUGGGGCACCCCGUGGAGCUGCCGUGCCGCCUGGUUCCCGCGAGGAACGCCAGCGCCAUGGAGGUGGGCUGGUACCGGCCCCCCUUCUCCCGGGUGGUGCACCUCUACCGCGGCGGCCAGGACCAGGCGGAGGAGCAGGCGCCCGAGUACCGCGGCCGCACCGAGCUGCUGCGGGGCGCCGUGGCCGAGGGCAAGGUGGCGCUGCGCAUCCACCGCGUGCGCUUCUCCGACGAGGGCGGCUUCACCUGCUUCUUCCGAGACCACGGGCAGCAGGAGGAGGCGGCGCUGGAGCUGAAGGUGGAAGAUCCCUUCCACUGGGUGGGGCCGGGCGCGCUGGCCGGCCUGGCGGUGCUGCCCCUGCUCCUGCUGCAGCUGGUGGCCGGCCUGCUCUUCCUGGGCCUGCAGCGCAGGCUGAGAGGAAAACUUCGAGCAGAGAUAGAGAGCCUUCACAGGACCUUUGAUCCUCACUUUCUGAGGGUGCCCUGCUGGAAGGUGACCCUGUUUGUCAUUGUGCCGGUGCUCGGACCCCUGGCCGCCUUGGUCAUCUGCUACAACUGGCUGCACCGAAGACUAGCAGGGCAAUUUCUUGAAGAACUAAGAAACCCCUUCUGAGUGAAGGUGCGCGUUGGCAGAAGUGGAGGAGAGCCUGGCGGGGCCAAGGGUUGGUCCUGGGGUGUUGCAUCCAUCAAGGCCUCUUGGCUGUGGGCGCCUCCCACCCUGCACUUCCAGGAACGCUCUAAACUCCAAACAGGAUUGAUUUCUCUUU